Messenger RNA from Monodelphis domestica (gray short-tailed opossum), 4112 nucleotides. NCBI's taxonomy places the organism in Eukaryota, Metazoa, Chordata, Mammalia, Didelphimorphia, Didelphidae. The record is from RefSeq and is a predicted model, not a curated record.
GCUAUGGAUCUGACCAGCAGCUCCGGCGGGGCGGGUGAUCCCCGUCAGAUCGAGGAGACCAAGCCUCUGCUGGGCGGCGAGAUGUCCGCGGUGGAGGGCGGUAAGCUGGGCGCCGUGCCCUGCCGGAGGGCCCUGCUGCUCUGCAACGGGAUGAGGUAUAAACUGCUCCAGGAAGGGGACAUUCAGGUGUGUGUCAUCCGGCACCCUAGGACAUUCCUCAGCAAGAUCCUCACCUCCAAAUUUCUGAGGCGGUGGGAGCCUCACCACUUGACCCUGGCGGAUAACAGCCUGGCAUCGGCUACGCCUACUGGGUACAUGGAAAACUCUGUUUCCUACAGUGCUAUUGAAGAUGUUCAGUUGUUGUCCUGGGAGAAUGCCCCAAAGUACUGUUUACAGCUCACAAUUCCUGGGGGCACAGUCUUACUGCAGGCUGCAAACAGCUACCUGAGAGACCAGUGGUUUCAUUCUCUGCAGUGGAAGAAAAAAAUCUACAAGUAUAAGAAAGUCCUGAGCAAUCCAAGCCGCUGGGAAGUCGUCUUGAAGGAGAUCCGGACUCUGGUAGACAUGGCCUUGACAUCUCCACUGCAGGAUGACUCCAUACACCAGGCUCCACUGGAGAUAGUCUCCAAAUUGCUUUCUGAGAACACCAACUUGACCACUCAAGAGCAUGAAAACAUUAUUGUGGCAAUUGCUCCUUUGCUGGAAAACAAUCAUCCCCCACCUGACCUCUGUGAAUUUUUCUGCAAGCAUUGCAGAGAACGCCCCCGGUCCAUGGUGGUCAUAGAGGUGUUCACACCGGUGGUACAGAGAAUCCUCAAACACAACAUGGAUUUUGGGAAGUGCCCACGGCUGAGGCUCUUUACUCAGGAGUAUAUUCUUGCCUUGAAUGAGCUGAAUGCUGGCAUGGAAGUGGUAAAGAAGUUUAUUCACAGCAUGCAUGGCCCCACAGGGCAGUGCCCCCACCCCCGGGUCCUGCCCAACCUGGUUGCUGUCUGCCUUGCUGCCAUCUACUCCUGUUACGAAGAGUUCAUCAACAGCCGCGACAAUUCUCCAAGCCUGAAAGAAAUCCGCAAUGGCUGUCAGCAGCAAUGUGACCGGAAAACCAACUUACCACUGCGCCUUCUCCACACAAGCCCCGACCUCGUCUGUCAGGAGGCGACACUGUCCGAGUCCCGCCUCAAGUCGGUCAUUGUCACUUCCAAUGAGAUCCACGUGGAGGUAGAGCGUAACAACACUGCCAACCAGAAGAUGACGGCCAACGCUGGCAAUGACAGUGAGCCCAACCUCAUUGACUGCCUCAUGGUCAGCCCCACCUGCAGCACCAUGAGCAUCGAGCUGAGCGCUCAGGCUGACCGCAUCCUGGGCUGCUACGUGGAGAUCCUCAAGAUACUGUCAGACUAUGAUGACUGGAGACCAGCUCUGGCCAGCUUGCUUCAACCUAUUCCAUUCCCCAAAGAAGCUCUUGCGCAUGAGAAAUUUACCAAGGAACUGAAGUAUGUGAUUCAGAGAUUUGCUGAAGACCCACGCCAAGAGGUCCACUCCUGUUUGCUGAGUGUGAGGACUGGCAAAGAUGGCUGGUUUCAGCUCUACAGUCCUGGUGGUGUGGCUUGUGAUGACGAUGGAGAACUUUUUGCCAGCAUGGUGCAUAUACUCAUGGGGUCCUGUUAUAAGACGAAAAAGUUUCUGCUUUCGCUGGCUGAGAACAAGCUGGGACCAUGCAUGCUCCUGGCCCUGAGGGGCAAUCAGACCAUGGUGGAGAUUCUCUGUCUAAUGCUGGAAUACAACAUCAUAGACAACAAUGACACCCAGCUGCAGAUCAUCUCCACCCUUGAAAGUACUGAUGUGGGAAAGAAAAUGUACGAGCAGCUCUGUGACAGGCAGAGGGAGCUAAAGGAGCUGCAAAGAAAAGGGGGCCCCACCAGGUUAACUCUGCCUUCUAAGUCCACAGAUGCAGACCUGGCUCGCUUGUUGAGCUCUGGCUCCUUUGGAAACCUGGAGAACCUCAGCUUGGCCUUCACCAACGUGACGAGUGCCUGUGCCGAGCACCUCAUCAAACUGCCUUCUCUCAAGCAGCUUAACCUGUGGUCCACUCAGUUUGGAGAUGCUGGUCUGCGGCUCCUUUCAGAACACCUCACCAUGUUGCAAGUGCUGAACCUAUGUGAAACGCCUGUCACCGAUGCUGGCCUGUUGGCCUUGAGCUCAAUGAAGAGCCUCUGCAGUUUAAACAUGAAUAGCACCAAACUCUCAGCGGACACCUAUGAAGACCUGAAGGCCAAGCUGCCCAAUCUGAAAGAGGUCGACGUCCGCUACACUGAAGCCUGGUGAAUUCUCUCUCGCUCUCUUUAAGUUGUGACAAGAAGGAAAAAUUUGAAAACAAACAACUUUUGACUAAUAGCUGUAGAGCAGCCCGUUGUGGGGUCUUGGAUCUCACCACCCUGGCUGUGAGAUAGAUGGGGAAGACUUUCUUGGGGCAGGGGCAGGGAGGGGGGCGGGGGGGCCGGGGCUUUUAAGCAUGCCCAGCCCCUGCCUCAAUCUUUUAGAUUCACAAUUUUAAAAAAUCAAACUAACCAGAAAAUGACUUUGUAGCAACAAGAGGAUUAUAAAUGGGAGUGGGUGGGGGGAGGGGGAGGGGAAAAGGGAAGGGGAAGAGACCCCUUGUGGAUUUCCUUUGCUUUGGUGUUGAUGCUGUGUGGGAAAAGCAAAUUCAGGAUCCCCUAUCAUUCAUAAUUCCAAUUGGCCUUCCUGGGGCCCCCUUGAGGGACUCCCCAAGCAAAUAAGCCAUUCAUUACCCAGAAAAAAAGCCCAGAUCAUAUCAUCAUACCUCUCCCUGUGUCCUUGCAAUUGUUAUGCAAAGUAAUUUUGUUGUACAUAAGAUUUAAAUAAUGCACCUAUUUAAGAAAUGGUUCACAAACUACAGGUCUGGGACCUGUCUUUUAUUUAUAACUUGUUGAUUCUUUUACCCCUUGGCGUAUACUGUAUAAACUAGUCUGCUGUCUUGUUAUUAUUAUUUUUUUAAAGGAAAAACCCUCCUUGAAUAAUUGCCUUUUCGUAAUGGAUCCUGUAUGCUAACGCUCUCUUGUCAGCCCGUCCGUCCAUCCGUCCGUCCGUCUGCUGCCGUGUUUAUGAUUUCAGAAUGUCUCAAACAUCCUCACUGACUCUGAAGCCUGAAGACAUUGGGAGCAGGGGAGGGAGGGAGGGAGGGAGAGGAGGCCAUCUACCCACCUAUUUGAAGUCUUGUUCCUGAAAGAUCUGCCAUCUUUCCUUGCUCCUUUAUCAGGCCUGGGAUAUGCUAACCAUUCCCCUACCUCUAUCCCCGCCCCAUCCCCAUUCUGGGUAGGAUAGUCCCCUGUCAAGAGAGAGCUAGAUUCAUGAUUUGCCUCCACCGUUCUCUGUUCUUGUCCAAGAUUUCAAGACUUCUAAGUCCUGCCACCAUUUUGUGUCACUCGGCGUCCUCACUCACGCAUGCCUGCUUUUCUGCAUGGUCUCUUGGGAGAAGAGAAACCCUUUGCCACUGACCUAUAGCCAUCCCUUUCUGUAAAUGUGACCACUAGUCCUCAGAGCUCCUGGCCUCCCCACAAUUGCUAAGAAGGGAAGAACCUUUCCUGGGUGAAUAAAUAGUUGGCUUUUUUCCUUCUGAGCCAUGACUGUACAGAACAGCCCUUAGGGGAGGGGCGGGUCGCUUGGAGGUCCCCUUUUCUGUUUGUUUAGAACAAACACUCUCCCCUUCAGCAUCUCUAAAAUUUCCAUGUGGCCAAGGCAACGUUUUUUAUCUAUCUAAUUCAUCUGACUCAAUGGGAGCCACGCUUUUUGUCGUUUUAUACUUUGCUAGGUAGAUUUUAUUAUCUUGUGAUGUGCCCUCAUUUUUUAAAAAGAGAAAUUGGGUUGUCUUAAUUCAUUUUCUGUGCCAGGUUCUUUGUGUUUUCCUUUGCCCCUCAAGUCCCAUCCUGCACAAUUGGCAUCAGGUGCAGGAAGAAGAUGAAAAAAAGAAACAAUUGGCCACUUUCUCCUUCGCACUGUUGCUUUACCCGAUGGUUUCCUACUUCCUCCUGUUCUGUAGCUGUGUACAAAGAGAUGUGAAAUACUUUCAGGCAAAUAAACUGUAAGUGACUCGC